GCCGAAUUCCCCAGGAUGGGUCACCACGUGGCACAGCUGGCUCUGUUCGUCGGUGACCCAGACAAGGACGUCAGCCGGCAGGCCAGGGAGGGGGUUUACUGGCUCUACCAGCUGCUGCUGCACCAGAGGGACCUGACCAUCCAUGAGGCCAAAGACCUUUGGUGCUGGGACUGGCAUCAGGACAGCAGGCUCCUGGGGUACAAGAACACAGCCAGGGUGGGGGAGGUCUUGGGAAAGUUCUUCUCAUCGGGGCAGAGAAGAUUCUUCCUGUGGACAGCAGUGCUGGCCAUCCACGACCCCCUGCUGCGUGUCAGCCAGGCUGGGCUGCUCCUCACUUACUCCCUCCUGGGGGAAGCCCAGCAGGUGAUGGGGAACAAGCAAAGGACGUGAUGGCCAACGUGAUGCAACAACUUCACAUCAUCCGGCACUUGCGCCAAGUGCCUGAAGCGCUGCAGGAGUCCUGCUUCUGAGGCCACCAGCAACUCCCGCUCCCUGUAAACACGGAGUGUAGUGAGGCUGAGUGGCCUCCCUCCGAGCAGGAGAGCGAGGGCCCCCCUACACGCCCCUUGGAGGGCAGAGCCUAUAUCGCCCCGCCCCCCUCGCCUGUAGGACUGUUUGUUGGCUGGCCACCGGGGCCUUUGGUAGACUGUGUUGAGACUGAGUGGCCUCCAUCCAAUCAGGAGAGUGAGGACCCCCUACACGCCCCUUGGAUGGCGGAGCCUAUAUCGCCCCGCCUCCCUCACUGGAAGUAUAAAAGGCUGGCCCUGCAGCACAGUUGGGGGAGAGCCUGCAAUAGAGGAGGAUGCUCUGCCUGUUCUCCAGAGGCCCUGAGAGGAACCCACGCCUGGCUGUUCCCGAUCCCCAGGCAUGGACGAGGACUGGCCCGGAGUACCCGCUGCGGUUUACCCCGAGGAGCCAGAAGAGGCCUGCAGGCCGCAGAUCUGUUUUGUUGGAAUGAACUGUAACCACAGUAAAAUGUAAGAUAUUUUUUAUGCUGAAGAAUCCCAAAGUGCUGUGCGAACUGUCUGCAUACAACACCGAUGAAAUAAAGCCAUAGCUGAGGAGUUUUCUCAAAGCUGCUGCUCUGGUUGCAUCCACGACUUCCUAAAUCUACAAUCAUGCUCCUCUUUUUUUGAGCCACAGAUGAUGAUGCCAUCCAUUGAGGUAUCAACACCAUUAAUACGGUGCUGAAGCUAUGCUGAAGGUUCUCUGCAACAUUGCCUGACAAUUGCUGACUGGAUGGAGGUUGCAACCAGUGUUCCCUUUAUUUUUCACAUCCAUGCCUGGCAGGAUGCUGGACUUGUCCUAUCCACCACUAGUAAUGAGGCCUGCAAAAUGUUUGAUGCCACGCUGACUCAGUAUACUACAUGGACCAAUGAUAAGAGUCUAGGGGGCAUUGAAGGAUCUCUCUCCAAGUUACAUGCAGCAGAUCCAACUUUUACAAUGGGACAUGUGAUUGCUAAUGGCUUGGUUCUGAUUGGCACUGGGAGUUCAGUGAGGUUAGACAAAGAGCUGGACGGUGCAAUGAAAAAGAUGGUGGCACUCUCAGAAUCGCAGCCCCUGACUGAGCGGGAGAAGCUACAUGUGUCUGCACUAGACAUGUUUGCCAGUGGGCGUCUUCCUAAAGCAUGUGACAUAUGGGAUAAGAUUCUGCAGGACCAUCCAACUGACAUGUUAGCUCUAAAAUUUGCCCAUGACACUUAUUUUUAUCUGGGAUAUCAAACACAGAUGCGAGACUCUGUUGCCCGUGUAUAUCCUCACUGGACACCUAAUAUUCCACUUAGUAGCUAUGUGAAAGGCAUUUUCUCUUUUGGACUGAUGGAAACUAACCUUUUUGAUCAUGCUGAAAAGCUCGCCAGUGAGGCUUUAGCUAUAAACCAAUCAGAUGCAUGGUCUGUCCAUACCAUAGCACACAUAAAUGAAAUGAAAGCAGACCUGAAGAAUGGGUUGACAUUUAUGAAGCAAACUGAAAACAACUGGAAGGACUGUGACAUGCUUGCUUGCCAUAAUUACUGGCACUGGGCUUUGUAUUUCAUUGAAAAGGGUGAUUAUGAAGCAGCUUUGACAAUUUAUGACAAUCAUAUUGCUCCCAGAUGCAUGUCAAGUGGAAGUAUGCUAGAUGUAGUAGAUAACUGCUCCAUGCUGUACCGGCUUCAGUUGGAAGGUGUAAAGAUAGGAGACAGGUGGAAUGAAGUUAUCCAACUCACAAAGAAACACUCCAAAGAUCAUAUUCUGUUUUUCAAUGAUGUCCACAUUCUCAUGUCUUCGCUAGGGGCCAAAGACCACAAAACCACCAAUGAGCUCUUAACAACUCUUCAGGAACUUACAAAAGCACCUGGUGAAGACCAUCAGCUGGGUCUGGCUCCGAAGUUGGGGUUGCCACUUUGCCAGGCUUUGGUAGAGUUUGACAAUGGAAAUUAUGACAAGACAGUAGAAUUACUUUAUCCAAUUCGCUACCAGGUCUUACAGAUAGGAGGCAGCAAUGCUCAGAGGGAUGUUUUCAACCAGCUUUUGAUCCAUGCUGCUUUAAAUUGCAAAUCAAAAGCCCAUCAGAACCUGGCCAGAUGCCUCCUGAUGGAACGUGAUGGGUUGAGACCAAAUUCACCAUUGACUGAGCGACUUAUUCAAAAGGCAUCAGCUGUUCAUGCGAUGGAAUAAAUCUUAAAUCAGUUAUUCCCGUGGAAAUAAUAAUUAGCACUAUAAUCAGUUGCUUUCUGUGACAUUAAAAGAAUCAAAAUAGGGGAAAUAUUGCAUCAGCAGUCAUAUCAGAUCUUCUAAAUAUCUGAGCUUUGGGAAGCUUGUUGUGGUGAUUCAGCAUUGUUGCUUGAGCUUCUGGACACCUCUGAUUCUAGCAAGGUUCUGACCUAGCUGUGUUUUGCAGGGCGACAAUAGCAAAUGAAGUAGAUAUCAGUCAUUUGUUUAAAGCAUGCUGAGCCAUUGUUUUUCAGGAGAGCGCAUCAGUCUUAUGCUUAUCAGGUUGCGGGAUAACACUGCUAUUAUAAAGUUGUGCACUGCCAAAGUAGGCAGUGGUGUUGCUAUUCUAGAACCUGAGGGGAUGGGUCGAGCUGUCACAUGACGAGCCUUUGAAAAAAGAUGACAUGUGGGAUGUACUAGGGAGGAAUAAAUGGUGCCAAAAUGUGUAGAAAGUGAACUUAUAUGUGUUGGCCCAAAGUGACUUUUGGGCUUCUCCCCCAGGACCAUAGAAGGCCCUAGCUCCACAGAACCACUGCUGCAAAUAGGGGUGGUAUUCGGGAACCUUUUGCUUCCAUGCCGUUCUGCUCCAUUGGGCUCCUAAUGCAUGCAGAGGUGGGGGAGGAGAGCAGGAAUUUGAACCAAGGAAUCCACUGACAGUCUUUUCCUAUGGACCGGCAGUAGCCGCAGGGGGUGCUUCAGCCAUGGAGUUGCAGUAAAGGUCUGGGGGAAGGUUGAAUGAGGACUUCUACCACACGCAUAACACAGCCAUGCCAGAGUGACACCACCCAGCAUGCAGCUAGGCCCUUUUGGCCUGCCUGCGGGUUCCAGGAUUUGGUUUCAAGUUCCUCAAAGGCAUAAUUUUGUAUCAUUUGCUAUUAAAGUCAUACAGGUAUGAACUGAUCUUGCAAGUCAACCGUUUCACAGUUGUUAAUCAAAACUUCUUACUUCUUGAUGUUCUUAUUGGAUUUUAAUAGAAGGUAUAGCCUAAUAAUGCGGCACAUUUUUAUAACAUCAGUGGAUAGUGUUAGAAAAAUCUUUGGGCAAUCUAUUAAGAAUUGUAUAGAUCUUUUUUCAUAUGUAACUGUGUUCCUUUGAUUUGCAUUGAACUGAUACCUUACUCCUACAUUACAAAUGUAAGAGCAGACUUUAUGGCAAUGUGAUUUAUGGCAUUACUAAUAGUAUCCUAAAGAAUGUCAUUAAAUUCAAAGAGAUGGUGAUUGA
Molecule: messenger RNA, 3915 nt
Organism: Mauremys reevesii (Reeves's turtle)
Lineage: Eukaryota; Metazoa; Chordata; Testudines; Geoemydidae
Gene: TTC38
Product: tetratricopeptide repeat domain 38
Exons: 20
Coding region: 1240-2658 (472 amino acids)
Molecular function (GO): protein binding
Source: RefSeq, a predicted model, not a curated record